UGCGAUUCCAUCUUCCACCCUGCGUCGUCCAUACAGCAGAUCGACUCUGUCUCGCAGCUUCGAGCUGCACCGACACCAUGAGCGUCGCCCGCUCCUCCGAGUGCCUUUUCUGCCUCUUUUCACGUUCCUCUCGCCCAAAGUCCUUCCCUCGCCGCCAGUUCCAUUCCUCCCCUGUCCACCAAAAACGAAAACCCCGGUUCCCCAGCGUGAAAGCCGAGAUCAGCCAGGUCGAUCUCAAUGCACAGGCCAAAGAAUUUGCUGCGGUACAAAAUGGCAUGAUUUCUGAGCGAUACUCUCCAGAGCAGCGUGCAGCAAUUGAGGCAGCUCGGAAACUCAUCGACCUCGAACAAAUGCAAAAGCAGACGGGCAUGCGGACAGAUCCCUGGAAGCUGAAAUACUACGACGAAUUGACCAAAAUCGAUCCGGUGGUAGAUAAGCCAAUGCGGGCACCGAUGACCAAUAUCGAUGACAAGUCUAGGCUAAAGACAGAUGAAGAGCUGGAAGAUGAUUUCGUCAAGUUCAUCAAUCAGAUACCUGAGCCCAAACACGAAAACGACUACGACCAGGAGCUAUGGGACAAGUUUGACAAGAACCUACGCAUGACAGUCGGACGCGAAGAGGCGGAGAGGAACCCCCCGACGGCACUUGCGCCAGACUUGCCGAGAAUUUCGGAGCCUGCCAGAGCCCAGAAAAAGAAAUCGAGAGGAGACGAGGAGGGGUCUGGGAAAAAGGAUAGAGUCGUUUCUCCUGCUCUCUUGCAGUUGAUGCAGAUGACUGGAUACAGCGAGAAGCAAAUAGCACAACUCCGGGUCAAAACCGUUAUCCAACAUCGCGUUGUGAAUCAGACAAGGCUGGGCAAGAUUCAGAAAAUGUAUUGUUUGAGCAUCGCCGGCAAUGGCCAGGGUCUCAUCGGCAUAGGAGAAGGGAAAUCGCAAGAAGGCUCUGCAGCUAUCGUUCAGAGCCAGUACCGUGCUAUUCGAAAUAUGGCCCCCAUUCUGCGGUACGAAAAUCGAACCAUCUAUGGCGAUCUGAAGGCCAAGGUCAGCGCCACGGAGCUGGAAUUAUACGCAAGACCACCAGGCUUCGGACUACGUUGUCAGCAGUACAUCUGGGAGAUUUGCAGAUGUGCAGGUAUUUACGAUCUGGCUGCGCGUGUAACACGAUCAAGGAAUCCCAUGAACACGGUCAAGGCUGCAGUCCAGGCUCUAUUGAGCCAGAAGCAUCCAGAGGAUAUCGCGAGAGCUAGAGGCAAGAAGUUGGUGGAUGUUCGCAAAGUGUACUAUGCAGGCCAAACAUAGAAAGGGACUUUGUAUAUUAUCAUCCCCGACCAAACAUAGACAGCACUCCAUCUUGAGUCUCUGUCGUGUUCUGUACAAAACCAGGGCGGCCAGGAUUUCGACUGGCGAAGGGAUCCACCUCCAAAAUGCAGAUUCCUUUGACAAGUCCUUGUCGUGCGUCGUUAUUUUGCGUAG
Messenger RNA from Cladophialophora immunda, 1472 nucleotides. RefSeq lists its product as uncharacterized. The record is from RefSeq and is a predicted model, not a curated record. Lineage: Eukaryota; Fungi; Ascomycota; Eurotiomycetes; Chaetothyriales; Herpotrichiellaceae. Gene Ontology annotation, biological process: translation. Gene Ontology annotation, molecular function: RNA binding; structural constituent of ribosome. Bases 78 to 1298 code for a protein of 406 amino acids. The transcript is spliced from 2 exons. Gene Ontology annotation, cellular component: ribosome.